Messenger RNA from Rhopilema esculentum, 2135 nucleotides. RefSeq names its product gephyrin. NCBI's taxonomy places the organism in Eukaryota, Metazoa, Cnidaria, Scyphozoa, Rhizostomeae, Rhizostomatidae. Gene Ontology annotation, cellular component: cytosol; cytoplasm. The record is from RefSeq and is a predicted model, not a curated record. Gene Ontology annotation, molecular function: molybdopterin molybdotransferase activity. Gene Ontology annotation, biological process: Mo-molybdopterin cofactor biosynthetic process.
AACUAGGGGUUUCGAUAGGUUUCGAUUUCGAUGGUUUCGGUAACAUUAAAACGAGACUGGAGCGUGAAUAUAAAUAUGGCAGACACUGGUGGAAAGACUCUUGGAAAUGAGAAUGGAGGGUUGCUUGCCAUUGGCGUUUUGACCGUGAGUGAUAGCUGCUAUGCCGGAAAAAAUGAAGACAAGAGUGGACCAUGUCUAGUUACAUUAGUUAAAAAGGAAAUCAUUAGAGGCCAGCCUUCUAAGCUAUUGCACCAGGUAGCUCCAGAUGAAAAGGAUCACAUCAAGGAGCAAUUAUUACAAUGGUCAGAUGUGGACAACUGUCAGCUGAUAUUAACAACUGGAGGAACUGGUUUCGGUCUACGAGAUGUCACUCCAGAGGCCACAAAAGAAGUUAUCACAAAAGAUGCAAAUGGUCUCACACAUGUUAUGACAUCUGGGUCUUUGGCCGUCACAAAGUUUGCGAUGCUUUCCAGGGCAGUUUGUGGAAUAAGAAACAGAACGCUGAUUGUAAAUCUUCCUGGAAGCCCCAAAGCUGCACAGGAAUGUUUCGGAUUUAUUCUUCCAGCGCUACCACAUGCAUUGGAUUUGCUAGGGGAUAACUUGCAACUGGUAAAGAGAAUUCACGAAGGAAUGCAAGGGACUGCUUUAGUGAAGGGUUCACAGCCAACAUCAGCAGCAUCAACUGUAGGAACACAUAUUUGCGCCCAUAAAGCUGAUGAUGGUACCUCGAAAGAAAUUGAGGCCAAAAAGCUUCGUUAUUACGAACACAUAGCUGAAAGAGACAGAAAAUCACCAUACCCAAUGAUGUCCAUGAAUGAAGCCAUCCCUCUUGUUCUCAAGCAUUCUCACGUUUUAGGUGUAUUGGAUAAAAUCUCAGUUUCAGACGCUCUUGGAAUGACAUUAGCUGAAGAUGUCGUUGCUCCAGAACCCCACCCACCUUUUCCUGCUUCCAUCAAAGAUGGAUACGCUGUGAUAGCUGCUGAUGGAAUUGGAGAUAGAAUGGUAAAAGAUUAUGUUACUGCUGGAAAUAUGGUUUCCAAGUCUUUGGAGCCAGGAUACUGUAUCAGAAUAACAACAGGAGCACCAGUGCCACAGGGUGCAGAUGCAGUUGUCCAGGUUGAGGAUACUGAAUUGAUUGAAAGUGCAGAUAUGGGCCGGAAAGAAGUUAAGAUUCGUGUUCUGCAGUCAGUGAAAGUUGGUCAGGAUAUCAGGUCAGUGGGUUUCGAUAUUCCACGUGGAGGGAGAAUUCUUUCGCAAGGGGAUGUUUUGGGUCCAGCAGAGCUUGGGUUGCUGUCUACUGCAGGUGUUACCAAGGUGAACGUGUAUAGAAAACCUGUUGUUUCAGUUCUGUCAACUGGAAAUGAGAUCGUAAAUCCAGGUCAGGCAAGGAAACCUGGUCAAAUCUAUGAUACAAACAAAACAACUCUUUUGGCUGCCAUCAAGUCGGAGGGAUUUGUUGGAAAGGAUGCUGGUAUAGCUACAGACAGACCAAAUGAUUUGUACACAAAAUUGCGUGAAGCGGCAAAAUCGUCUGACAUCGUAAUCACAACUGGAGGAGUAUCAAUGGGAGAGCUGGAUAUUCUGAAGCCAGUUUUAGAAGAAAGCCUCGGAGCGACAAUUCAUUUUGGGAGAGUGAAUAUGAAACCAGGCAAGCCAACAACAUUCGCAAGUGGAAAAAUUGGAGGUGUUCACAAGCUAUUUUUCGCACUUCCAGGGAAUCCUGUUUCUGCGUUGGUCACUUUUUACUUAUUUGUUCUACCGGCCUUGAAGAAAAUGUCCGGAUUUCCGGAUCCGAAUUUGCGGAAAAUCAAGGCCAAGUUGGGUUUCAGUGUAAACCUCGAUCCGAGACCGGAAUAUCACCGAGCCAUGUUACAGUGGCAUGGAAACGAGAAUCUGCCAGUGGCUCAUUCUACAGGUAGUCAGUGCAGCAGCCGGCUGCUAAGCAUGCGAUCAGCGAAUGCGUUGCUUGUUCUUCCGGCAAGAUCAGACCAUUUGACGUCCAUGGAGCAAGGAUUCAUUGUUGAGGCUCUACUUAUAGGCAAUUUGUGAUAAAGAUCCAGUACAUGAAUUGUUAUUCUGGUACAUAAUAUGUAGACUCAGUUAACUAUCUUUAUUUGUUGAAGAUUGUGAAGUAA